Lathyrus oleraceus (garden pea) is the source of this 768-nucleotide messenger RNA. Its product is annotated as pathogenesis-related protein 1. The coding region runs from base 53 to 538 and encodes 161 amino acids. NCBI's taxonomy places the organism in Eukaryota, Viridiplantae, Streptophyta, Magnoliopsida, Fabales, Fabaceae. The transcript has a single exon. Gene Ontology annotation, cellular component: extracellular region. The record is from RefSeq and is a predicted model, not a curated record.
AACUUUCAUCAAACAACAUUUAGCAUUUCAGAAAUUAAUUGUAAUAACUAAAAUGAGUUCAUUUUCUAUAUUGUGUGUCUUGGGAUUAAUAUUCAUUGUGGGGAGUCACGUUGCAUAUGCACAAGACUCACCAGCAGAUUACGUGAACGCCCACAACGCAGCAAGAUCUCAGGUUGGUGUUUCAAACAUUGUUUGGGACAACACUGUUGCUGCUUUUGCACAAAACUAUGCUAAUCAGCGCAAGGAUUGUCAACUGAUCCACUCCGGUGGUGGUGGCCGUUACGGGGAGAAUAUUGCGAUGAGCACCGGUGGCAUGAGCGGCACAGAUGCAGUGAAGUUGUGGGUUAAUGAGAAAUCCGACUAUGAUUAUAACAGUAAUACAUGUGCUGCUCGUAAAGUGUGUGGUCAUUAUACUCAGGUUGUUUGGAGAAACUCAGUUCGUCUAGGAUGUGCCAAAGUGAGAUGUAAUAAUGGAGGAACUUUCAUUACUUGCAACUAUGAUCCACCUGGUAACUAUGUCGGCCAGAAGCCAUAUUAAGUAUAUGAUUCAUAUCAUCAUAUGUUUCAGUUAUAAGCUAUAGAAGCCAUAUCAUAUAUCAUGAAUAAAUAAAUGACACCAGAAAGUAUGUACUAAUGAGUUUCUGGCUCAUUAUUUGAAGUAUGAUGAUAAUUAUCAAAUAAUAAAAUAAUGUUUAUGUGAGUUAACCGUAUGUAUAACCUGCAAGUUUAAUUAAUACCAUCGGUCUAAGAAAUUGUGGUAUUUUAAUA